Molecule: messenger RNA, 2174 nt
Organism: Cucurbita maxima (winter squash)
Lineage: Eukaryota; Viridiplantae; Streptophyta; Magnoliopsida; Cucurbitales; Cucurbitaceae
Product: snRNA-activating protein complex subunit
Exons: 12
Coding region: 428-1834 (468 amino acids)
Biological process (GO): snRNA transcription by RNA polymerase III; snRNA transcription by RNA polymerase II
Cellular component (GO): snRNA-activating protein complex
Molecular function (GO): RNA polymerase III type 3 promoter sequence-specific DNA binding; RNA polymerase II cis-regulatory region sequence-specific DNA binding; bent DNA binding
Source: RefSeq, a predicted model, not a curated record
UUUUUAUAUUAAAUUAAGAGUUGGGAGUAGAAUUCUACGUUUCGUCGCUGCCGCGAACGCCACCUUCAGAUUAUCGCCGUCGAGUAGGAUUUAAAGGGUCUUCUUCUGUUCAUUAGGAGUUCGGAAAUUCGAAUUAUCGGAACGGAAGGAAAGAAGAUGUGUAUAAUUGUGAAAUUGAGGAUAAUUUAACCUAUAUUUUUAUUUGGGGCGUUUUGAAACAUCUGAUUUCUUAGCCCAAUUGCCCUUCUAGCAGACAAAGUGGUGUUGGUUUGGCUGUGUGCUGCUUUCAAUCACCUUACUGUUGAAGUGUUCUCAUAGCCGAUGGCAUAGCUGACCUUACUGUCAAAGCGCCCACAUAGCCGAUGGCAUAGCUGUCCAAACUGUAAGAUUGCUACAAGUGAACUAACUACUCGGAAGGAGGAGAGUCAUGGAGGCGAGAGACAGCCCUGGAGCUUCAGAGGAGUUAGCUGUUAAUGACAAUGGCCUUUCAAUUCCUUUGGGUGGACCUAUAUAUGCACCGAACUUGGUUGGUCCUCUCACCAGGGUCCCUCACUUUGAGUCUUCUCUUCUUCAGGAACUUCAGAGUCUGGAAGUAGCGUUACACAUGGAUUCAUCUCAACUAUGUGAUGAAGAUAUUUCGAUUGAUGAGCUUAAGGUGUUUACUGAAGAACAGUUAUUGAAUAUGGCUUUGGAGGAAUCGUCGCAGAAUAAUGAGCGUCUUAAUAACCAGCCAGAACCUCGAGAAGAAAAUUUGAAUGCUCGGGUGGCAAGAGCAGAUGAAGAGGAAGUUAACGGGCACAAUUUGGAGGCUGCUCCUGCACCAAAUGCGAAUAGAAGCACAAAUAAAGUGACUAGAAGGAAACGAAAACAGGAGAAAACUUCUGAUAUUGAGGAAAAUUCUAAUGCAAAGGUGGCUGAAAUUAUAAAAAUAAAACAAAAGCAAGAUGCAGACAGAGCUGCAGUCAAAUUGCAUGCUUUCAAUUGUAAAAAGGAAAUUACCAGUUCAUCCGAAAAAAAAGAGAGGUUGAAGUCCUUGAGGUCUACAAAAUUUUCUGCAAAGGUUCCUCAAGUGAAGUCACUGAGCAGUGUAAAACAUGAAGCUCUGCAGCAUCCAACAACUGUACUUUUUGUCGAGGUUUACCAUAAAUCUCGCAAGAUGAUGAAGACUCAAGAGUUCCUGGCCCUUGGACGACAAACGCUUGCGGAAUUGAAGGACAAGAUUUAUUGCGUGACGAAUAAGUUGAUGGAAAAGGCUGGGCAGAAUGAUUCAUCUGGAUAUUUCCUUAUAGAAGAUGUAUUCUGCAAUGAUUUGAGGAAUCCUUCCGCAAUAGAUUAUAGCAAACCUAUACUUGAUUGGCUUAGAAACUCCGAGGACGAAGCUUGUAAGAAAUGGGGAUGCAUCAUAACCGGUGAAUCGCAACAGAAAAACUCAGUUCUUGGCGAAGUAUCGGUUUCACAUGUGCCCCAUUUUAGAUCAGUCAGCAUGAGCAAGAUUCGAUUUUGUGACCUGAAAUUUAGGCUUGGGGCUGGGUAUCUGUACUGCCAUCAGGGAGAUUGCAAGCACACCAUAGUGAUUAGAGAUAUGAGGUUGAUCCAUCCUGAGGACGUACACGAUCGUGCUGCUUAUCCGAUCGUUACAUUUCAGCUUAGGACCCGAGUUCAGAAAUGCGACGUCUGUAACAUCUACAGGGCUAAAAAGGUUACACUCGACGAUAAGUGGGCGCAGGAAAACCCGUGCUACUUUUGUGAAGACUGCUAUUUCCUUCUUCACUACUCGAAAGAAGGGAACCUCCUUUACAACGAUUUUGUGGUGCACGAUUACGUGCAUGAUUAGCCACGUUCACACAUGAAAUGGCUUGGAUAUCCAUGCUCAUUGAGAUUGUGCAGUUUUGAUGAUGUUGAGUUGGUUCUGUAAGUAGCCAAAGUCUCCAGAAUUAGAGGCUAGAGGUAAAUGGCUGGGGGACUGUUCUUAUAAUGUGUUGUUAUGAAAGGUCAAUUAUUAUAUAGGGUUGAAUACAAAAUAGUCGUAUAUGAGAUGUCAUUGAACCUCCUUUGUGCCUCCUUCCUCAUAAAAGCCAACCCCUCAAGAUUGAAUUAUAUGGUUGAAAAUGUUGUGCUAAGAAGUUAUACAUAUGACCAUUUUAAGUAUAUGUUGAUGAUUUACUAUUGGGAAC